GCAUCUUCAGUGUGAGAUACGGCGUUCGUUGGAAACGGUAGAAUGGACCCUAAUUUUUAACUAGAUCUAUAAUAUUUUUGCACCAUGGCUUGGUCAGGUGAACAGAAGCGGAUAGAGAAUAAAAAGAAGAACUUAGAUACGAGAAUAAAAUUCAGUUCAUGGACUCCUAUGAACCAUGCACCUACCAAAGACAAGGUAUUCGAAGAAAGGCGGGAAGUCAUCCAAAAAUGGUUUGACAAAUGGACAGAUGCACAGAAGAGAAAUGUGAUAGCAGACAUCGUGGACCGUUGUACAAUGUCCCAGCUCCAAUACACCAAGUCAUUGGUCAAGGUGCAGCUGCCAGUUGAACGUGUGGACUUCACAAGGGUAUUACCUAGAGCACUCAGUCUUUACAUCUUCUCGUUCCUGGAUCCUAGGAGUCUCUGUAGAACUGCUCAAGUUUGUUGGUACUGGCGCUACCUGACUGAGUUGGAUCAACUAUGGAUGCCUAAGGCACUCAAGCUUGGCUGGUAUCUGACAUUCACUCCUAGCGUGUACGAGACAGGAGUCUGGAAGCGACACUAUCUGGAGAAUGUUCGUAGCUUACACUAUCUUCCUCCAAAGGAUGCACCAAAGCAGAAGCAGGUUACAACAAAUGGCCAAGGUAACAAUGAGAAUGACCCCAAGAAGACUGUUACCCCACCAAGAAAGACUGCAUGGUCCACUAAGAGCAAACCUCCAAAACCACUCCAGCAUAAACCUUGGAGGGCCAAUGCCCCUGUUGCCACGGAUACACAUCGCAAUAAUUAUUUGGAUAAUGAGGAUGAAUUGUUGAAAGCAAGGCAAAGGAGAAUGGAAAAGCUUGAAGCCAGUGGGAAGAGAAGACCACAAAGUGCAAUGACCCCUGACAAAACGGGAAAUUCCCCUCACAUCAAGAGUAGUAGUGCAUCAAAAACACUCCCAUCAACACAGUUUAAUGCUAAGCUUAAAAGAGCAAGAUCAGCUUCUAAUAUUUCUGCUGAAUCAUCCCAUGGUAGACCAGAUUGGGCCCAGUCCAUGGCUGGGGGCGAUGCCUCUAAAAUGACAGCCAAUCAUAUAGGCGGAUUGGAUGCAACAGUGAGACCGGCUCCAGUUCUAAAGCCAUCCCGUUCAACCAAUGCACUAAAUAGGACAGAGAGAGAUCCACCCAGUGGAGUUCAUUUUGCAGUGAAGGGAUGGAAAACAGUUGAGUAUUCAGAUGAUGAGAGUAUAGGCUGAUGAUAAACAUCCCUCCCCGAUAGGUUUGUGUGCUGUAAUAAAGAUGUACUGCUGCUUAAUUAUAAAUUGAAGAACAGGUGCAUAAUACUCUUACUCUUUUGAAUAGGGAUGUCUUUUACCUGGCUUAAGAUCCGCCUCCAAAAUGUUCGUUCUCAUAUCUAUUGUGGCCAACUGCAUAGGAUUACCAUGACAACUGGGGCUCAAGGUCAAUUUGGAACCAAGAUAUUCAUGGUAGUUAUCUCAUUGUGAUGUGAACUGGCUUUUGAAAUGAAACAGUACUUAUGUUCAUACUUUUUUUCCCCAAACAAUUUAUUAUUUGUAUUCUUUGUGAAACAUAAUUCAAUUUAUGGCAGUACUUACUGCAAGACUUGAAAUGAUAAUUGUCAUUUUGAGAUUAUUAACGUACGUAUAUAUGUGGCAAAUAAUAAAGUAAAUUCACAAUUGUAAUGAAGUUUUAUUUUCCGAUUAUCUUACUACCUGCAUUGAAUGAAAGUAAGAAAAGAAAAUUCUUCAAGUUUGAAGCAGAAAUCAGACAGUGCAAUAACCAGGAUUAUGUUUUCUUUUUUUUGAAAGAAUGUGAAUUAUCCUUGAUUUACCUGAAUUCAGCAAUUCUAGAAGUGAGCAAUUGCAAUCAAAGUUCAAGACCCAACCUGUCUCCCUUUUCCCUGUUUUUGACAAUAACAAGUGGCAAAUAUUUGAUUUUUGUCAUAAAGAUCAUUGAGUCAGAUCAGGUACAUGGGUAGAUGCUGUCAGGAAUCAUUCUUUUGUGAAAGGAUUGACUCAUGUCUUAAUAGAUGGCUUUAUCAUUAUCCACUUAGGGGGUGUUGCAAGAAAAUAUUUGCAAUUAAUUGCAAAUAUUCUAUUGCAGUUUUACAAGUGAAAGAUCAAAUUUAGCUCGAGCAAAUGAGAUUACAUUCCUUGUUUCGAGGAGCAGAUAAGCAGUCAAUCCCAAAUUUGCAAUUAAUUGCAAGACAUAUGAUUGAUUUAGGGACCAAAAUAGACUUGCAAAUUGAUCGCAAGUUUCUUUGAACACCAUAUGAUGAUCUUAAUUCUCAGGUUGUCUAAUGUCAUCAUGGCUAAACCCACUUGAUUUCAUGUCAAACUGGUCUAAUUGCCAUUCGGUCCAAACAUCACUUGAUAAACUUUAUAAUAAUAAUAAUUGGCAUUUAUAUAGUGCUUUAUCAAUCUACGACUGUUCAAAGCGCUUCACAAUUAUUA
Lytechinus variegatus (green sea urchin) is the source of this 2454-nucleotide messenger RNA. It is a transcript of the gene fbxo16, whose product is annotated as F-box only protein 16-like. Gene Ontology annotation, molecular function: protein binding. The transcript has 8 exons. Bases 85 to 1236 code for a protein of 383 amino acids. Lineage: Eukaryota; Metazoa; Echinodermata; Echinoidea; Temnopleuroida; Toxopneustidae. The record is from RefSeq and is a predicted model, not a curated record.